GCAGAUUUCCGAUCCUCCAUGAAGAGGAUUACCAUCCUGCGUCUGCAGCUCCAUCAUCUCAGCUGAUCCGAGGAUUCCCUCCACGAACAGUCCGACAUCAUGGAUUUCAACGUCAAGAAACUGGCUUCAGAUGCGGGGGUGUUCUUCACCCGGGCCGUGCAGUUCACGGAGGAGAAGCUGGGUCAGGCUGAGAAGACGGAGCUGGACGCUCACUUAGAGAACCUGAUCAGUCGGGGGGACAGCACCAAGAACUGGACCGAGAAGAUCCUGAGACAGAGCGAAGUGCUGCUGCAGCCAAAUCCUAUCGAUCACACAGGCGCUCGGAUAGAGGAGUUCAUCUACGAUAAACUAGAUAAGAAGAUUCCCUCCAGGACCACCAAUGCAGAGCUGCUGGGACAAUACAUGCUGGACGCUGCCGCUGAGUUUGGCCCAGAGACGCCGUACGGUAAAACUCUGAUCACGGUGGGAGAAUAUCAGAAGAGACUGGGCGGAGCUGAGCGCGAGUUCCUCCACACCACUACCAUGAACUUCUUCACCCCUCUGAGGAACUUUCUGGAAGGAGACUGGAGGACCAUCUCUAAAGAGCGGAAACUUCUGGAGAACCGACGUCUGGAUCUGGACAUCUGCAAAGCUCGCUUGAAAAAAGCGAAACAGGCCGAGGCCAAAGCAGCGGCUGCGCCUGAUUUUCAGGAGACGAGGCCUCGAAACUAUGUUCUGUCUGCCAGCGCAUCAGCGCUUCUGAGUGAGGAGGUGGAUAAAGCAGAGCACGAACUUCGCGUCGCCCAGACAGAGUUCGACCGGCAGGCAGAGGUCACGAGACUGCUGCUGGAGGGAAUUAGCAGCACACAUCUCAACCAUCUGCGGUGUUUGCAGGACUUUGCGGAGGCUCAGGCCACCUACUACGCCCAGUGUCAUCAUUACAUGCAGGACCUUCAGAGGGAGCUCAGCAGAUGUGUUAAUUCCAUCGGCGCCCCUAACUCCUCUGCUGCCGUCUGCCCAAACCCCGUCUCAUCUGCCUUCCUGUCUGGACCUCCACCCACCGGGGCAGCGGUUUCCUCCACCUCCUCCUCUGCUGGCCAGAAGCCCAAGACGCUGACCAUGGAGCAAUCGCAGCUCCCUGUUACCGGAGCCAGGAAAGCCAAGGUCCUGUAUGACUACGAUGCCCAUGACACCAGUGAGCUGUCUCUCCUUGCUGAUGAGCUCAUCACCGUGUACACCGUCCCAGGAAUGGACCCUGAUUGGCUGGUCGGAGAACGUGGGAACGACAAAGGCAAAGUUCCUGUCACCUACCUAGAACUGCUGAGUUAGUGGACCAAUCAGAAGGGAGCACACAUUAACACGUACUCAUGCACACAAACACUUAUGCAAACCAGUUUCUGAAAAACAGAUGGGAGGAAACUGUUGUGUUGUGUGAGUAAUGUUUUUGAUUUGACUGCUGGCACUGCAAAAACUCACUUUAUAGGGAGGGUAUCUGUCUGAUUCCUCCACCAGAACAUGUCAUUGCUCUUAACCUCAGCCACACAGCUGGAAAAUCUACAUAAUAAUCUCAUUUCAACUUAUAAAACACCUAAAAUUAGACCUGCAUUGAUUAUGAGAGGGAAAAUAAAGACUAAUGGAUGUACAUUA
This is a messenger RNA of Cheilinus undulatus (humphead wrasse), 1626 nucleotides long. Its product is annotated as endophilin-B2-like. Gene Ontology annotation, molecular function: protein binding. Gene Ontology annotation, biological process: membrane organization. Bases 100 to 1308 code for a protein of 402 amino acids. Gene Ontology annotation, cellular component: membrane; cytoplasm. The transcript has 12 exons. Lineage: Eukaryota; Metazoa; Chordata; Actinopteri; Labriformes; Labridae. The record is from RefSeq and is a predicted model, not a curated record.